GACCGCCCCUGCAUUGUUUACAUUGUAACCAAGUCGUGCAAUUGACGAAAUUUAUUCGUGUAAAAGCGAAUAAUUAAGCGAAAAAAGAGUGAACUUGGAAGGAAAAUGAAGGUAGAUAUGUAUUGAUAUGAAGAUGUAAUUCUAAGACCGAGGAGUUGAUGGGAUCUGCCGUGUGCGGACACUCUAAAGUGACCGCUGUCCAGACCCUUGACAACAAGCCGCACAAGCUGACUGACCACACUACUGACCCAUAUAUUGGGCAUAAAACUGACCAGGAAAACAAUACCUUGGCUGACCAAAAUACUCAUUCACAGGAAGACUGCAAAACUGGAGAGGAGGUUGAAAAUAACAUUGCGCAACACUUUGACCAUCAAAGCGAGCAGAAAAGUGACCAGCAGUUAAGUGAGACUGAGUAUCAAAGAGGUGGUGAAAGAACUGUUUUUGAAUCAACUGAUCAAGGUCUAGACAUGUUUGCUUCAGGGAAAAUCAAAAAUCACACAACUGUUGAAGAGAAAGAGCAGGGUGUUGAAGGAAUUCUAGAAGGAGACACACUCAAGGCUGAUGAAAUGGAGGAUGAGAACUCCAAGCCUAAAGAAAGGGAGGUUGAUAGAACUAAGAAUGAGGUCGAAUCAGAUGUUAGUGAUGAUGGUGAUGAUGAUGGUGAUGAUGAUGAUGGCGAUGCAGAGGAGGGGGAGGGAGACGGUAAAAAGAAGAAAAAGAAAAAGCUAAAGCUGACUGCUGAGGAACUCAAAGAAUUAAAGGAUAGAACAUAUGGUUUCUUGAGGAAAACUGUCGAAGAAGUUAUGGAAAUUGAAGAAAGGGUUAAUGAAGACGGGUACUUUGCCAUGAAAAUACGAAAUGCGUUUUUGAGAUGUAAUCAGUCAUAUUUUAGCUGUAAACGGACUACCCUUGAAGAUAGGGUGCAGUAUAGACUCGAAAUUGCGGAUAUAUUAAUAGAAACAAAGUUCUACGAAAUAUGCUGUGAAACUUUGAUUAAAACCUACCCAAAAGGAUGGAAUGAUGCGGAAGGAAAAUCUGACACCAAGAAGUACGCGCCCCUCGUCAACGGGAUGUUAUCCUUGUGUAAUUUCACAGACCAGUCGGAGCCCCUGCGAAUGGCCGUUGCGGAUUACCCAGCGUUUCUUGAGACGCUAAAACAAGCCCUGGAGGAUUAUGCUCCCAGACACAAGCUUGAACAAGAACCACCACUAUCUGUGAGUUUGCAUUGCUUUUAUACUUUUUAUAGACACACAUAA
Molecule: messenger RNA, 1256 nt
Organism: Mya arenaria
Lineage: Eukaryota; Metazoa; Mollusca; Bivalvia; Myida; Myidae
Exons: 2
Coding region: 159-1256 (365 amino acids)
Source: RefSeq, a predicted model, not a curated record